Penicillium maclennaniae is the source of this 1752-nucleotide messenger RNA. RefSeq lists its product as uncharacterized. The transcript has 5 exons. The coding region runs from base 1 to 1752 and encodes 583 amino acids. Lineage: Eukaryota; Fungi; Ascomycota; Eurotiomycetes; Eurotiales; Aspergillaceae. The record is from RefSeq and is a predicted model, not a curated record.
AUGAUCAUUCAAGCUUCGGACACGUUGUUUUCUCAGGGCCAGUCUACCCUACUGAUCCAGUAUUGGUCCUCGAGCAUCCACACUCAAGUAUUUAUGCCGGUGUACCCAGUCUUACUUCCCUCGAGGAAGAUUCAAAUGGCUCAAGUACAUUUGAUGGUUCCAAGCCGCAACCCGGCCUUGCCUAACGAUAUUUUCUUAACCGACCUUGGUCUGUCACAACGACAACAACAACAAUACUACGUCGCAUUGCCAUUUGACCAGCAUACUUUGGUCGCAUAUCCUUCCUCGUGGGCACUUCCCACAACUAUGGGCUACCCGCAGGGCUCCACUGCUUCUCCUGAUACAGAGGACCGUUCCAACAUUUGGCCCACCAACUCCCAGGACGGAUCGCCUCCGGUGUCCUUGGAAUUUCAAAAUGCACCAAAACCUCACAGUGGCGACCUUAGAGUUCAUAAUGUCCCUUCCGCCCAACCAACUUCCACCGACAACCUUUCAUCACGGGAAACGCCAUUCAUCAUCAUUGAGGACCCAACACAUCCAGGCACUUACCGGGAGAGAAAGCCUCGAUCCAGGGAAGAUCUUGCAAAGCAGAAGCAGGCUAUUCAUGAUUUGAAAGUCUCCGGUGUGCAAUUGAGCUUGCUGGCGCCGAUUGUGACGGCCCCAAUCGGCACUUCCGCCGUGCCUCAAAGCCUCCCUUCCCAUGAGACAAUUGCUGCACUCAAUCAACUUGGAGCAACAGUCUUUCAGAGAGCGGAAGCAUUCACUGCCAUAUGGAGCAUUCGCGAACCGCAAGCUGAAAUCCUCCAUACGCGGCCAUUGACCAGUUUCUGGCGAAAGCAAUCAUUUGUGUGCAGUGUCCCCAACUUUCGAGGCUCGAAGUUGCCUACUGGCUCCCAUCCCCUCGUCCAGGAAGCUUUGAAAUUGGCAAGGCUAUUUCUUGCCAUUUCCGGCAUCGCCAAAACUUCCUUUUCCACACAAUCCGAUGAUUUGGGUGUGGCCCGGUUGACAAUGCUCCUGGUCUUAGUCGCCGGCUCUCAGCGCCUGGUAGAGAUCUCUCAAUUCUUCUCCGUCGGACUGCACGAUGCCCUCCGGCGUAAAGAUUUGCAGGAUAAUUACUGUGAUGGCCAAUAUCGACCCCAGAUCAAUGACCCGUUGCAUCCCCUUUGGGUUGCUUACGCGCUCUAUUACCGGGUCAUUAGCGGCCUAUUGGAUUUGGAGCCAGACUCGCCGAUCGCCAAUAUCUUCCAGUCACUGGAAACACACUUGGAUGAGGCUCACAAAACCACAUGGAGCGUUAUCGUCAACCUCUCACCUUGCGCUCGGCAUCUCAAGAGAAGACCGAAACAGGCCCUCCGAGAAGACAUCCCCAUUUUAUCAUCAGCAUCUCAUUUCGACCUGACUGUUUCGACAAACAUAGAAGCUUGGGACGAUGAGUUCGGACAUCAAAUGAUGCUAAGUCGAGACGAUCCAUUUUCUGAGGCAAGCCACGGUGUCAGGGCGCUUUUUGAGGAUUCGUGGACGCAGCCGUCCUUUACAAAUAUUGCAUUGACCUCUCAACCCGGCUUGAAGUCGUCGACAGAGCCGCGGGUGGCGCGUUCUAUGUUUGGUAGCAUAUCCAGGAUUGGGAGCCCAGAUUCAUCAUCGAUUGACCCGGCCGUCCUCAACCUAUUGGAUCUGACAGCUGUUCCACAAGGGGAGCUGAGGGAAACGAUUGACACUGUCAUGGUGGAGAACCCCAGCUUCGUCCGCUGA